AGUAAAUAGAAUGUCCAGUAAUUAUAUAAUUUGGAAAAAUUUAACUAAACAUUCUAAUUUAAGUGUAUUUAAGGGCCCUUGCACAGAUCCAUUUUUUUCACAAACCUAAUUCCACACCUAAGUGGUAAGCAACUAAUAAACUGUAGACGUUGGGAGUCCAGGUAGAGAAUGAAGGGUGUUGUAGCUUUGCUGGUGUUGCUGUGCAGCACCCUGACUGCGGCUAUGGUGAUAACACCAGAAAACGGAGACAAAAACUGCCCGUCUGACAUGUGUGACAUGCUGAGGAAGAUUGAAGUAAUGGAAAACCGGCUUGCAGCUGCUGAGAGCCAGGUGGAGACACUGAACGCUAAAGCAGAAACGAAGGUGGCAUUCUCAGCUGGAUUUGGGGGUACUGGAUUCUAUGGACCUUUCAAUGUUGAAAAAACGCUUGUCUACGAAAAGGUCUUAACCAACCUUGGCAACGCUUACAACCCGGCAACAGGCAUCUUCACAGCACCAGUGGCAGGAGUCUAUCAGUUUAGCGUCUAUCACCAUUCAGGACCAGGUCGCCGCUCAGACUCCUUGCUGUUCAAGAACAAAGAACAAAUCGCAUUUAUUUCUGCUAUGAACAAGGACGGCUCCUACAACGGAUCUAAUGGUAUCAUACUGCAGCUGGAGGAGGGAGAUGUGGUAUAUGUUGUUUUGAAGGAUAAUUCAUGGAUCUGGGACCAUAUGAGCAAUGUUGGUGCCAUUGGAUGGUGCCACUUCAACGGCAUUUUGCUGUUUGCUCAAUAAACCUCAGUGGAAUAUGUACAUACUGCUGCGGAAUAUUUUACCCUAAUCAAUUCCAUUAAAUGGUUUUCUGCAUAAAUAAUACUGUUUUUUUGCUUCUAACAUACUGAACGUUUAUCAAUGGCAGCUGAUAGUAACAGUUAAACAACAGUUUGACGUGGCACAUUUCAACAGCUUCAAUGGAUUUCUGCUCUUCACUCAGUGUUUGUUUGUUCCUAAACGUUGCGGUGUCUCUUUCCAUCAGCCUCUCGCAGGUCACAAGGUAGAGAUGAUCCAAGCAGGACCAAUGACAAAAGAAGGUCACACUUACAGAUAGUUCAAUCUAAAUGUAGUUCUGUGUUCAAUCUGAAGCCUUACAGAUAGUUCAAUCUAAAUGUAGUUCUGUGUUCAAUCUGAAGCCUUACAGAUAGUUCAAUCUAAAUGUAGUUCUGUGUUCAAUCUGAGGC
Oncorhynchus mykiss (rainbow trout) is the source of this 1217-nucleotide messenger RNA. Lineage: Eukaryota; Metazoa; Chordata; Actinopteri; Salmoniformes; Salmonidae. The record is from RefSeq and is a predicted model, not a curated record.